UAUACAAUACAUAUGUCCCAGUGUAUGUACAUUUAAUUUCCUUGGACAAACUCAAAAUGGCAUAGGUAAAUAGAAAUAUGACAUCAACGAGUAUAUAUAUCUGCUCCAUUUGCACAGACGAGGAACAUGCAAUCACUUGGUGCACAAAAUGUGAAGAUUUUCUUUGUACUGAUUGCGCAAAACAUCAUCAAAGAUCAAAGACCUCUAAAGACCACAACACAAUAUCGACUCGUGAUUAUCGUAAUUUACCGAAUUUUAUGCGCCAAACGAGCAAUCUUUGCAAAGACCAUGACAAAAAGAACGAAUUUUACUGUUCUUUCCAUUCAUAUCAUUGUUGCAUAGAAUGUAUCGCCGAUAAACAUCAACAGUGUAAAGACUUAAAACCCCUAGCAGACAGUUUGAAAGAUGUCAAAUCGUCUGCUAAUAUCCCUUUAUUGAAAAACAAUCUGAAGGAUCUGAAUGAAAGUUACAAAGAAGUACUUCAUUACUUAGGAGAAAGAAUAAAAACAAUCAACAAUCAAAAAGAUGAAGGAAUAAAGAGUGUCCGACAAAUGCGGCAGUCACUAGAUGUUCAUUUUGACAAAUUAGAAAAGCAACUUAAUGACGAUUUAGAAUCCAAACAUUCAAAAUUGAAGUCAGACAUAGAAGAACUUGUGAGGAAAAUCGAUAAUCGAGCUAAACGAGUUGAUGAAUUGCGCGUUGCAUUUUCUACGAUGGAACAAUAUGCAUCUGAACAACAAAUAUAUACUGGUCUAAUAGAAUUCGAAAAUAAUAUAUCACAAGAAUCGAAAUACUUAGAAGAGCUAGACAGUGGAAAUCAAUUAGAUAACAUUACCUUGGAGAUCAUUAUUCCUUCUGCUUUACAGUCAAUUUUACAAGAGGUUACAUCCUUUGGAAAUAUUGCUAUCACACUAGCACCCAAAAACUUCAAAUGUAAGAAUAUAGGCAAAAAUCAAGCUCAGCAGUUAGUUUCAAAAGUUCAUGAGAUGGAGCAUAUUAAACCAUCUCUGAUGAACACUUUAAGCGUUCCGAUUCGUUUCACCCUUAAUAUACCUGACUGUCAGAUAUACUUUGAUAGUACAAACGAAAAGUAUACGUUAUUACUUCUUGAUCAAAAUGGGAAGCGCAUGAUGCAGUUCAGUAGUGAAGGGGUCUUUAUUAAACACGUGAUGACCUUCACAGAUGAACCUCACAAUUUGUGCCAUGUUACGGGUGAUAUUGUAGCUGUCACUUUCAGAGGUGUUAAAAAGGUUAAACUGGUCGAGGUUGAGAAAAAUAAAAUAAAAAAAGAUAUACCACUUCCACAUCAAUGUUUUGGAGUUUCAAGUGAUGGGGAAGUUUUAGUAAUUAGCCAUGCAAAGGAUAGAAAAAUGAUCAUACUGAACCAUGUGAACUAUGAAGACAAAGACAUGUCAAAACAAACUUUAGAAGACAUUUGUGUCGACCGUCUUUCGCUUUUCAAAGGUAAAAUAUAUGGUACCAAUCGUAUUGAAAACGAGGUUUACUGUUUCAGAAUUACUGGAGAACCUCUAUGGACAUUUACCAAUAAGUACAUUAGACAACCGGAAGGAAUAGCUGUGGACAGGAAUGGAUUUGUUUUUAUUGCAUCCAAUGGAAACAACAGAAUCAUGGUUCUGUCGCCAGAUGGUAAAACAAGUAAAACAAUUCUGAGUGAGAAUGAUAGAAUCAGAGGACCCGGGGCAAUCAACAUAAACGGCGAAACAGGAAUGAUGAUAGUUUCUAGCUAUAUUGAUGGAGGGGAUAGUGCUUUCAUUUUCAAAAUAUAGCUUGAUAUAUUAUUUUAAGGUGUACAAAAGGAAAACUUGUAAAUAUGUAAAUAAGAAUUUGAAAAUAGUUCAGAAGGUUCAGAAAGUGGUAUAAACUUUUAAGUUGUUCUAGGAAUCUUAUUUUUGUUUCCAUCUUUUUACUUCUCAACUACUCAUGGACUAAGCUAAAAUGUAUUCUCUUUCUAUUACAUAUCCAUAUCUACAUCACUUACAUAAAUUUAAGGUGAUCUUUAAAAUUAUUAUCCAUUUUGUUGUUUGUUGAUGUGGUUCAUAAGUGUUUCUGGUUUUUCACUAUUGUUUGUUUGUGCCCAUUUCUUUUUUGGCCAUGGCUAUAUCAGUUUAUUUUUGAUCUAUGAGUUUGACUAUCCCUCUUGUAUCUUUCGUCCCUUUUUUUUAUAUAGAUUAGACUGUUGGUUUACCUGUUUGAAUUGUUUAACAGUAAAUUUGAGAAUGGAAAUGGGGAAUGUGUCAAAGAGACAACAACCCGACCAAAUAAAAAACAACAGCAGAAGGUCACCAACAGGUCUUCAAUGUAGCGAGAAAUUUCCGCACCCAGAGGCGUCCUUCAGCUGGCCCCUACACAAAUAUAUACUAGUCCAGUGAUAAUGAACGCCAUACUAAUUACCAAAUUGUACACAACAAACUAAAAUUAAAAUAAUACAAGACUAGCAAAGGCCAGAGGCUCCUGACUUGGAACAGACGCAAAAAUGCGGCGUAGUUAAACAUGUUUGUGAGAUCUCAACCCUCCCCCUAUACCUCUAACCAAUGUAGAAAAGUAGUCUUGUUUGGGCCCUGUAUAACUUGCUGUUCGAUGCGAGCGAAUGCUCCGUGUUGAAUGCCGUAUUUGUACCUAUGAUUGUUUACUUUUUACGCAUUUUAAGCUUGGGAGGAGACUCCAACAUGUCUUAUUGGCACUCAUACUUCUUCUUGUUUCUAUUCAUUGAUAAGCGUUUUUCAAUUUUAAAAAAAAACCAUAUAACUGAUGACUUAAAAUUUGGUGUUUUACAGACAUUUUCUAGAAUGUUUUUGCUUUUAGUAUUAUAUCAAGCCUUAUUACUGGAACAACCCAAUACAUCGAUGUACAUAUUUAUUGAACUUAUAAUUACAAACAAUGUAAAAGAGCUGUGUAAUUUAGGUAAAUAGUAUUUAGAUCUUUAAAGUUUAGAACCGAAAUGUUAAAAUAAUGAUUAUGUAUUACGACAAUAUCCUAAUCUUCUCUGUUCACAUAUUUUGGGUUUAUGUAUGUAUUGUUGGUGUUGAUGUAUUUCAAAUUACUUUUAGUUUAUAUAGACUUUGGUAAUAAAGAUAAAGAUAAGUA
Messenger RNA from Mytilus trossulus (common blue mussel), 3105 nucleotides. RefSeq lists its product as uncharacterized. Lineage: Eukaryota; Metazoa; Mollusca; Bivalvia; Mytilida; Mytilidae. The transcript is spliced from 2 exons. Gene Ontology annotation, molecular function: zinc ion binding; protein binding. Bases 78 to 1787 code for a protein of 569 amino acids. The record is from RefSeq and is a predicted model, not a curated record.